GUCUCUCUGAACUAAACUUUACAGGUUGUAAAUUCACCUGGACAAAUGGGAAGAUAUGGAGCAAAAUCAACAGGGUCUUGGUGAAUCCAUAUUGGUUGGGUCUUCAAAGAUCAGUGCAUGUGCACUUCAGCACCCCAGGUGCAUUCUCAGAUCAUUCUCCCAUAACAGUCCGCAUUGGCCCUCUACAUCAGAGAAAUCGUGCUAGCUUCAAGUUCUUUAACAUGUGGAUUGAGCAUCAAGAUUAUAAGUCUCUCCUAUUGCAGAAAUGGCAUGCAACAGCGGUACACGACUCUCCAAUGUAUGUCUUAUGCAGGCGGCUCAAGCUUCUGAAAGCACCCUUGAAGCAGCUCAACAAGUUACACUUUAGUCACAUUUCAGAGAGAGUCCGUAGAGCUGAGGUUGAUCUGGAGCAGCACCAAGCUCUUUUACAUAAUGACAAGGAUAAUGAACAUUUGUUGGCUCAAGAUAAAAAGCUUCGCUUGGACCUUCUCCUGGGUUUUUCACGAGACACACUUCCUCUAGAUGAGACUGUUGUCUGUUGUGGUCCUCGUCUUGAUGCCACCUCUCAAGCUUCUUUGUUAGCUGAUGUCUCAAAUGAUGAUAUCAAAAAGGCUCUUUUCAGCAUUGGUGAUCAUAAAUCCCCAGGGCCUAAUGGGAAAGCCUUUGACUCUGUCCAAUGGGCAUUCUUACGACAUCUCCUCCUCCUCCUUGGCUUCCCUGAUAGAUUUGUUCAUCUAGUGAUGACUUGCGUUGAAACAGCUUCAUAUUUAGUGGCAGUCAAUGGGGAGCUAUUUGGGUUUUUCCCUGGAAAAUGUGGGGUGCGGCAAGGGGAUCCCCUGUCACCAUAUCUAUUCAUCACUUGCAUGGAAUAUUUCUCUAGGAUGCUCAGCUUAGUAUCCCAGAAUCCUUCAUUCCAUUUUCAUCCAAAAUGCAAGUCGCUUGGCAUUUCUCAUCUUUCUUUCGCUGAUGAUGUUAUGCUACUAUGCAGAGGGGAUAGGUGUUCAGUUCAAAUUCUCUUCCAGCAACUGAUGCUUUUUGGACAAACAUCUGGACUGGAUAUUAAUUCUUCCAAAUCAUCAAUUUAUUUUGGUGGUGUUGCUGCUAGUCUAAAGCAAGCCAUAUUGCUAGAUACUGGUUUCUCGGAAGGCUGCUUUCCUUUCAGGUAUCUUGGUGUGCCUCUCAGCCCACACAGGCUUCUUGCAAGUCAGUUCUCACUACUCCUCCACAAGUUAGAAGCAGCUAUUCAAGGAUGGUUAUCAGACAAAUUACUUGUCUCUGUCGAAACUUUCUGUGGACAGGAGAUAUACACAGAA
This is a messenger RNA of Populus euphratica (Euphrates poplar), 1313 nucleotides long. RefSeq lists its product as uncharacterized. The record is from RefSeq and is a predicted model, not a curated record. The transcript is spliced from 4 exons. The annotation marks the transcript as partial. NCBI's taxonomy places the organism in Eukaryota, Viridiplantae, Streptophyta, Magnoliopsida, Malpighiales, Salicaceae.